Molecule: messenger RNA, 1176 nt
Organism: Lodderomyces parapsilosis
Lineage: Eukaryota; Fungi; Ascomycota; Pichiomycetes; Serinales; Debaryomycetaceae
Exons: 1
Coding region: 1-1176 (391 amino acids)
Source: RefSeq, a predicted model, not a curated record
AUGGAAAGUGUAUACACAGCCCUAUCAAUAUCACUCAUUACAAACAAGAGACUUGCAGUAUGCUGUGACAAUGCAGUGGAAUCAACAAACCACUUUAUUGAUAGGAUUUUACAACCAUGUGGGUUUAAUCAAUCACAGUAUAUCGUGAUUGAUUUACUUAAACACAAGAGUAUUGAAGAUAUUCUUCAUCAUGCAACAAUUGAAGUGAACAAUGGACUUCAAUUUAGAAGUAUAAUCAUAUGGCAAAAUCUACAACACUUGGAUCAUAUACGACAGAAGCAAUUGUACAAUUUACUCUUGCAAAUGGAUAACUAUGGUAAACAUUCAAGCAGAACCAAAGAAAAUUUACCGACAACCAUCAAAUGUGACGGAAUUGUAUUUGAAGUUGUCAAACCCCUGUUACUCACUAUCAUCCCAUUCUUGGAGUUUGACCUUUACGAUCAGAAAAUAUAUCCAUAUUUGAAGGAAAUGUAUUGGUCAAGCGUCACAUUCCCACUUGUCAGUGAAUAUAACAACAACGUCAAUUUCAUACCCAAUUAUCAAUCAACAUUACUCAAUUUGAGAUCGAAAUUGAAUACAGUGUACAUGAGUCCCACCAUCAAAUCUUAUAUUUACUCAUUGAUUGUAUUUAUUAGAUGCCACCGGUUGGCAUCAUUGGCACCCAAACUGGUACGAGUGCCAACUUCCACAAUCCUAUACGUACAAGAUUUUUGUAAGUCAUUGGUGCUUUGGAGAAGACAGUUGCAGCUUAGUCGUACUAGUAUGAGCGACACAGUAGUGUCUCAUGACGAAAAUGAGUUACAAAAAACGGCCACCGCCGCAGUAGAUUUGGAGUUGGAAGAGGAAACAGAAUUGUUUGUGACACCAGAAUAUGUUAAAAUUGCAGUUAAAAAUAUCGGCUACUGGCUAGUUGAUUGGGAGACAAAUCGAAAGUUUGCAAACACGGAGGACCUCAAACGGGACCCAGAUAUUACAAGCAAAACCGAGACUGAAAAGGUAUUGGAUAACAAGAAGUUGGAGAUCUCAAUGCUUACUGGAGACUGGUAUGGUAGUGAAUAUUAUUGUGCCAAUGAGCUUCUCAAGGGAUACAAGGCCAUCAGAGACAGUGAUAGUCCCACGGGAAUGACAAACAGGAUAGUAGAUGAUGCUAUUGAAGAAGUGAGACCUCCAUUGUAA